Molecule: messenger RNA, 1430 nt
Organism: Drosophila arizonae
Lineage: Eukaryota; Metazoa; Arthropoda; Insecta; Diptera; Drosophilidae
Gene: Bmcp
Product: uncoupling protein Bmcp mitochondrial
Biological process (GO): transmembrane transport
Source: RefSeq, a predicted model, not a curated record
GCGAAUACGGCAUGUUUGUUGCGUGAUAUUGUAUUUUUUUUUUUUUUAUAAUUUAAAGAGCCGUCACCAAAUAAUUGCAACAGGUGCAAUUGCUGCUGUGGUCAUGGGUGAAGUCAAGGACUGGCGGCCGUUUGUUUAUGGCGGUCUAGCAUCCAUAACAGCCGAAUUCGGCACGUUUCCCAUUGACACCACAAAGACCCGUCUUCAAAUUCAAGGGCAGAAAAUCGACCAGAGCUUCUCGCAGUUGCGAUACCGUGGCAUGACCGAUGCGUUUGUCAAAAUAUCAAGGGAGGAGGGACUGCGCGCAUUAUAUUCUGGCAUUUGGCCCGCAGUGCUGAGGCAAGCCACAUACGGCACUAUCAAAUUCGGCAGCUAUUAUACCCUCAAGAAGCUGGCUAACGAACGUGGUUUGCUGACGAAUAACGACGGCAGUGAACGUGUUUGGAGCAACAUCAUUUGUGCGGCGUCAGCCGGUGCUAUCUCAUCUGCUAUAGCGAAUCCUACCGAUGUGCUCAAGGUGCGUAUGCAGGUGCACGGCAAGGGCACCGAUGCACUGGGUCUGUUCGGCUGCUUCCGGGAGAUCUACAAAUAUGAGGGCGUGCGUGGACUGUGGCGAGGUGUGGGGCCCACGGCGCAGCGGGCAGUGGUCAUAGCAUCUGUUGAGCUGCCCGUCUAUGACUUUUGCAAGCUGCAGCUAAUGAGCGCCUUUGGUGAUCACGUCGCUAAUCAUUUUAUUUCGAGCUUUAUUGCUAGCUUGGGCAGCGCCGUUGCCUCGACGCCAAUAGACGUUAUUCGGACACGCCUCAUGAAUCAAAGGCACGUGACAAUGCUGAGUGGUGGCAUAGCCACGGCAGCUGCCCCAACACCGAAACUGUACAAUGGAAGUCUGGACUGUGCUGUGCAGACGAUUCGAAACGAGGGACUUUUCGCGUUAUACAAGGGCUUCAUACCCACUUGGGUGCGAAUGGGUCCUUGGAACAUCAUCUUUUUCAUCACGUACGAGCAAUUGAAGAAAUAUUAGCAUCCCAUCGCAGAUCAAGAGACAUCAUGUACAAGAUGUAUUUAGCAUUGAAACCAAAAACAUAUAUUUUAUAAUAGGCAAACAAUUGAAAUGAAAUCAAUCCAGGGAGUAGUCACUUAAGUGCCUGUUGCAUCACGACUAUCUAAUAGCCGACAAGGACCUCCAAGCUUAUGUAGGGUAAUAGUCACGAAAAUUUGCAUGAUUCUUUAUAUGAAGAUGCGCAUUUAAAGUAUUUGCAAUUUAAAAUAAGCUUUUGUUGAAGCUAUAUGCAUCCUCUAGUCCCUAAAAUGCUUUUCUAUUUCUUGCAUUUCCUGUACUCAACUGAGUGUCCAAGUCAAUAUCAAUAUUUUAAUUGCAUUUGGUUGAACGCAUUUGGGAACUUGUUGUUCUUAACUUACGAAAAUGUGAC